Messenger RNA from Ixodes scapularis (black-legged tick), 10378 nucleotides. RefSeq lists its product as uncharacterized. NCBI's taxonomy places the organism in Eukaryota, Metazoa, Arthropoda, Arachnida, Ixodida, Ixodidae. The record is from RefSeq and is a predicted model, not a curated record. Gene Ontology annotation, molecular function: DNA binding. The transcript has 13 exons. The coding region runs from base 7065 to 8498 and encodes 477 amino acids.
UUUGGAAUGCCAAAGCUAAAUCCAGAAACGGAAUGGAAUUACCCACAGCAGUCUCAUAGGUGAAGGUUAGAUCCAUGCAGCUUUGUUGGAACUGUGUCAUGGCGGUGUUGAGGCAUUUGUCUUCUUUUUCGUUAAUUUCUGUGGUGUACAACAUAAGAAAAUCGUCCACAUAUCUUAUUAUUUACCCGCUAUGCGUGUAUCUCAUAGGAACUCCUGGAUGGCUCGUCCACACAUGGCCAGAAGAAUAUCACAUAAAAGUGGAGCCACUUGUGAGCCAGUACACACUCCAUUCUUUUGCACGUACUGGUGUUCUUGAUGAGCUACUACAGUCACUGACAGGUAGAAUUGUAGGAUUUCCAAGAAAUUGCCUAAGCUCAUCCCUGCAUUAUUUUGGAAAGUGAAAAGGCCUCUUCGUUGGUGGUUUGAAUGACUUUUUAAAAUUGUUUAUUUAUUUAUUGGUGGAAAUGGCCGGCCGCCUGUGAAGGGGCCAUGGCAAAAGCAAUGAAAAGAUAACUGGAAGCAAGAAAAACAAACAACAAAACAUCGCAUAAGAGCAGAAUUAUGUACAACAAAGCAGACCCUAAGUAAACAUGGGUAGAUCUGUACACAUACAAAGGCAGAGCUACCCCGCAUAUGCACAAAAAAAAAAAAAAAAAUUGACCAAGAAACAUUAGUUGUAAAAUACAGGGGUACACAAUUUAUCCCAGCCAAUCUAAGAACUUGCGUCAUCAGUGACGAGUGACUGGAGGCCGUCUGAGAAUGCAACAGGGCAGUCUUCGUUUACCAGCUGUGACGGAAGCUUGUUCCAUUCAGUAACAGUGCGUGGAAAACAGCUAUACAUAUAAACAUCACUGUGACAGAAAAAUAAAUUAAACAUUCCACAUGGUGAAUGAUGUUGAUUGGGGCGAAGCUCUGGAGAUGCUUGUCUGCUUAGACGGUGAGCCGCAGCAUGCCGAGCCUUUCGUUCGUUUUCAUCCAUGUCAAGAAGAGAAUGUGCGGUAUGGAACGUGGUUAUAUACGCAUUUGACCGCAGUGCUCGUCUAUAAACGUUGAGCCAAUGCAUGCAAAGUUUAACACGAUUAUAUACUCAUUUGACUGCAGCACCCUCUCCUGUAUAGACGUUGAACGGCUACAUGCAACGUUUCAUCCAUGACAUCCCCAGCUCUUGAGUUACUACCACAUCUCAGAGCCCCCUACUCGUCCCGCAGUCGUGGCCGAGUGGUUAAGGCGAUGGACCAGAAAUCCAUUGGGGUCUCCCCACACAGGUUCGAAUCCUGUCGACUGUGCAAACAUUUUUUUUUUUUCAUCAUUUUUUUUUUUCCCUACACGAGCAUGUGAGCUCACGAGCACAAGCACCAGCAAGAUCGAUGUGAGCACGGACGCCGGACGGACAAAGCUAGACCCUAAGGAGCUUUGCCCCUAAAACUCGUCCAUCGUUUUGUCGUGCUUAUUUCUAGUUAGUCAGUUAGUGUUGACUAUAACAUACUCGCUUGACGACACACCGUUUGGGCUGUUGAUAAGGUUGUGAAAAAACUUUAGUCUGUUAAUUUUCCUUCGAGCAGCUAGCCAUGGCAAGCCGGAUAGCCGAUAGAGUUCAGUAAUGGAUGAUCGGCAACCGUUCCCUUUGUAGAUAAAUCGCAGUGCUUUCUUUUGUAUGUUUUCUAGUGCAUUGAUACAGACUUGCGACCUUGGAUCCCACACUGCGUCUGCAUACUUCAAAAUGGGACGGAUUAAACAUUUGUAAGCCGCCAGUUUAGUUGUAGAGGUGCAGUGGCGUAAGUCUACGAAGAGACCAUAACUUCCUUGAAUCCCUCGUGACUAAAUUGCUAAUAUGUGCAUUCCAGCUGAGGUUUGAGGUAACUGUUACCCCGAGGUAUUUGUAUUCUGUGACUUUUUGGAAGGGUAGAUCGUCAAUUGUGUAAAUAAAGGAAAGUAGCUGUUUCUUGUUAGUGACUGUCAUGUGGGCGCUCUUGGAAGCAUUCAGCACCAUUUGCCAAUGCUCACACCAUGAUGAUAUUUGUGAUAGGCAACUGUUAAGGUUAACUUGGUCAGCACGACACACAAUGUCUGUAAACAAAACGCAAUCAUCCGCGAAAAAUCAACACUACAGAUGGAUGAUUUAUUUCAAGAUUGUUUAUAAAAAUCAAGAACACAAGAGGCCCAAUCACUGACCCCUGCAGAACGCCGGAAACAACGCGUUUCUUUUGCGACUCACGUCCGUUGGUGCUUAUGAAUUGUGACUUGUAGGAGGCUUGUGUGUGGAAUAGAAUAGUACAUGUCUUGUACAUCUAUAGAGAACCCGGAGGCUAUGAGGGGCCCCUGUUCUUGAACAAAGGAUAUCACAUGUUCCGAGUUUUGUAUACGGAAAGGUUCAUCAAUUUGUACAUUGAAAAGUUGUUGGAUCAAAAACUUUGACACGCAGGCCUGCCAAGUGGUUCGUUCCGAGACAAUGGCCCGAAAAGGAACUCUUUCUUUAUGAGUCUUGGCUGAAAAAUCACUGAUAGUAAGUCGUUUUUUGCCGCUUUGAUCUUGGUCAUGAGACCGGCCUGUUGAGUUUCACCGAGCAAUCUGACGAUGGCUUGUUUUGCUGCCUUGGUACGGUGAUUGUCGACUGGAGCAAAAUUCUUGGUUAUAGCCUGGUAAGCUUUUUCUUUAUAUAGAAUAGAAUACAAUACAAUAGAAUAGUUUUAUUUCUAAUACAUACAUUUUCAAUAAGUACAAUGAUGAGCCGGUGUAAGCCUCAAGGGCUUGUGUACCUGGCUCGGCACAACAGGGGCUAGAGACCUCGGCCCAGUCAAACGCAAUACUCUUCAGGAUACCCUUCGAUAAAGAAUUAGCUCUAUCUCGCCAAAAUAAAGAACACCCUGCAAUGAGAAUGAUACCGUAUCGAAUGCAACUAACGUAAAAUACCGGGCAAGUGCUCACUCAAAAUAUAGAGAUAAUCACAAAAAAAAUGAGGGAUGGGCGCUUGUCCAAUCAUCAGUUUUACAUAUAAAUGUACUGUGCAUAUUUUCUUUUCUCCGGCGCGCCCUUCUCCAUUUCGCCCUGUUAUCCAGGCGAGGUGGCAGCAAUCUCAAAGGAGUGGCAGGGCGUGCGAUUGCAUUGACAACUUUUUUUAUGGCAAUGCAAUCAAAGGUACAGGAGCAUAUGCACUUGAAAUUGAUUACAGAUGUGCUCACAGACUCCUCUCCUCAGAAAUGCCAGUGUACGGCGGUUGGAGGUACCAAUGAGAGGACGCUGGCGGCAAUUUCUUUCCCAAGCUCCUAUGCCGGUUGCCGGCAAUAUAUCCACUCCCUUUUUCUUGUGGUAGUCCAACAAAGGUAUUUCUGUAACGCUGUGUUUAGAGCGCCAUACUGGUGGUUCUUCUGCCAAGUCUAACAGCGUUGCUUAACAAUGCUCCAUUCGCACAUUUAAGAAGGAUGCAAAGCCUGCCAUGCCUAAACUGAACUUGCUCCGUUGACUCGAAAUUUGUCGACUUUCCAAGUGGCUAAAGUUACAGAAGUGUGUUGCGAAGCACAAUUAAAGGGAAGCUGAAGAGGUUCUUGAAAAAAAGGAGCUAGAGGUGAAAUCUAAAGAAUUCUUAUCCCAUGGACCUGAAUAUCACAUUCAUUUUCCUCGGAAAUGUAACUAAACGCGUGAAAGCACGAAAAACAUCCGACCUGUCAUUAUGUCGUGCUAGGUUCUUUCGGCCGUCAAGCUCGUGUUACUCGUGUGGGCAGCGCGUCCAAUUUCAAUCUUGCCAGGCAUACUCCCUUGUGCUGACACCAGUCUUGACGUCUUUUUCUAACGUGUAUGAAAAUGUCAAGAGUGCGCUUGCAUGGCUUUGAUAGGCGCUGAAGAUGUGCGACAGUGGAGAUUCUGAAAAACUCCUAAUAUGAUGUAGCGCUCCGGGAAGGAGGGGCUUCAGUGGUACUUCGAAAAUGAUUUUCAGCAGCCUCCGUGUACCAAAUUGCAAAAUAAUUUCAAUAUUCGUGAUCCGGGAGGGAAAAUGAAGACGACUUAAAGGGGCACUAAAGUCGAUUCUGAGAUCAUCCUUUUGUGGUGGCAACCUAAUCUAGACGCUCUAAGCAUCCCAACAAACCCGAAAUCACAAUCGUGCAUAGCUAAUUUCCUCAGUAAAACCGUAUUCAAGGAUCGUGACACGCCCUUUUUGGAAAAAAUUUCCUUCCGAGUGAGCGGGUCGACAAAGGGUGGCGAUCAUAUUAUAGUAGCAUAAAAGGCAAUGCUUCUUUGAUGUGCAUAAUAUAUAAAUGUGAAACCAAUUUGUGUUAUACUUUAUGCUGAAAAAAUUAGUUUGUUAAAUGGUUCACUCACUGCUGUCAUUACGUAGUUCACCAGUUCUUCUGUUUUUCAUUUGCUUUCAGGUCCUGAGAAAGGAUUGACCCUGCUUUUGAUCAAACAAGUUCUUGUGGAAAUGCUGGGACAAACAGUUUGUCCUAUUGACCCACUGUCACCACUGAUAAGAAACAUAAUAAGCUGCAAAACCUGAAGCUGUACUUAGUGUGACCUUAUCAUUUUCAGAUUGCUGUCUGGCAUGUUUGUUUUUACGUUUUGCACCCCUUUGAUUUGAAGUGUGAACUCUCUUGGAAUGAGUUUGAAGGUCCUGAGAAAGGAUUGGCCUUGUUUUGGAUCAAACAAGUCCUUGUGGAACUGCUGUGACAAACAGUUUGUCAUAUUGACCCACCGUCACCACUGAUAAGAAACUUUAUGAAUUACAAAAUCUUAAGUUGUACUUAGCGUGAACUUGUCAUUUUCAGAUUGCUAGCUGGCAUAUUUGUUUUUACAUUCCACACCCCUUUGAUUUGAAGUGUGAAAUCCCUUGGGAAUGAGUUUAAAGGUACACAAAGCUGCAUGUUGGCCCCAUUCAGGUAUAUAGCAGUGGCAACUGUUGCUGCUUUAUUUUCUUCAGUGAGCUGUAGAGUGCAGCAGGUCUGCAUUUUUUAUUAGUGUACUGAAAAAGUUGCCAUAAUCUUUUUUUUUUGUUUUCAUUAUCCGAAUGAAGCAGCUACUUGAAAACAUUGUUUACUCGUCAUCUCUAUGGAAUCUUUUAUAAAGCAUUCAGAAACUGCCAAGUGCAGUUGGUGUACUUUGUCUUGCUUAAGGCAUUUUUAACUGAUUGAUCUAGUUCAAUCAAGUUUUACUUUGUUUUGACAUCUGUGCAUGACAUUUUAAGCUAGAGGGUGUUUUAGGAGACGCGCGCCAAAUCGCUAGUGUGAAAACGACGCAUCGCACAGAAGCCCGUGUUGAAUCGGUGCAAACCCAAGUCUUGUCCAGUUGCUGACGCAAGGGCCGUGCCCCAUUGUUGGCCUUCUUUAGAUGAUGCCGUCAGGUCAGCGCUAGGGCUUGGUUAUCUCUCCUAUCUAACUAGUUGGGCAUGGCGCUGUGGAAACCAUGGGAGAAAGAAAGAGGAAAGCUGCCUCUGUGCGAGUUUUGAGCGACGGACUAACCUCCGAGGGAGAGAAAAACGACGGGGUUUGCAAAAUAGGGUUCGGGUAAGAGUUCCUCCUUCCUUUCCUCUCUAACUUCUCGAGUUCUGCUCUCGCCCGUCUACUUUUGGCACAGCUGCGCGCCGCAUCUAGUGGGAUACAGCGUAGGUGGUGUUGAAUUGAGCCAGUAUGCGCAGGUGCCAGCAUCAAUGCUAUCACGAGAGCAAAGAUCUGCUCUUGCUGUCACUUUGCGAUGCAAGCUCUUAUCCUAAGGUGAAAGAUUCUAAUGUGCAAAUUACAUUGUUGGCAAGAACAAACUUAACUAUAUGGGUGCAUUUAAAGACACUAACAAAAUGAUCAUCAAAAUCCCGCAAUAUUUUUGAGAAGCAAUUGGGUACAGGAGUUGCAGUUUCAUAACCUAAUUGCUGGUUACUGAGGUGCUGUCGGGCAACGUUAGGGUUGGCGUCUUGUACCUGUAAAUUGGACUGGGAACCCGCUAUAGAUUGUCCUUGUCAGACAACAUUGACCAUCUGCUUAAAUCUUGAAACAAGCAAAGUGCAUCCACGUCACUCACCGGAAAAACCGAUGCAAGGCUUGGACGAACAUGAACACAUGAGAGAAGUGCCAUCACUCACUGCUAAUGAAAUGCAUCCCACCCAUUCAAUAAUGUGUGGCCGCACCAUCGAUGUCGACUCUGUUAAGCUUUCUCUGCCACUGUGCCUUUUCUUCAUUGACAGCUGCUCUGCUAUGGUCGUGCUGACAUAGCUACCGACAGGAUGCGGUAGAAGUUGUUAGUGUAGCUGGCACUGAACUCGUUUUUGCUUUGCAGGCGAUAACUCCAGCCAAGUGCAAGCUGUAUUACUAAAGCACUUGUAGGCAUACGCUGGAAAUGCGGGUUGUCUAAACCGCCAGCACAGUGGUCACAGUUGUAUGACACCAUUCCACGGCGUCGGUGGAACCUAUUUGCACUCCUGAGUGAAGUUUUCUGCACAGAUGUUUAAUUUUGAUGGAUUUUUAUAUUACCUGUUCUACAAGUGUGGUUAAUCUGCCUAUUGUUUGUGAGACAAACAAACAGCAAAAUUCCACCAGUGUUUGCAGAUGUCUCCUUCUGUUGACUACCCAGCUCCCUUCCGAGAUGGAUACAGGCUCUGCAGCGGCAAUCGGAGAACUCUGCAAACGUCCUGUGAAGCACACUAGGCAAUUCCCCCUUUUAGUAUAUGAGAGAGCACAAUCUCGCGUUAGAUGUCUGGUUCACAAUCUCUCAACAGCCCUGAGUUCCUCCAUGUCUUAUUCUACAACCUGGCUUUCUGCUUUCUUGUGCCUCUAUGGUUCUGACCUCUGUAUGUGAUUUUGAACUGACUGACAGAAUGGCACAUGUUUCUCACCAAACUGUUGAACAACGUUAUUGUGCUGUUUUCCUAAACAGUGCCAGAGAGGAUUCCGCCUGCUCCAAUAGACAGAAGUGAACACUCCGAGGACCGUGGAGGUUUGCCACCUUCCCAUCGUCAUCCAGAAAGACAGUCGACCUCCACCGUCGCAAUCAAAAAAGAGCAAGAUGAAGAGUCUGCCGUUUCAACCUCCGAGGCCUUGAGCUGUGGAGACACGGGGGACCUGCCCUCUACCCAUGGGCACCAGAAUAUGGGCCAAGCAACCACCAUUGGGAUGGAAACAGAGCCGAGCGACGUAACGCUCACUCCAGUGGGUGGAAGUCUCUGCUCCAAGGACCGCAGCAGCGCAUGUCUACAUCUGCUGAAUCAGGAGGGACACUGGAACACCAUUGGUACCAUGACGGAAGGGCAAGUUGAGUUGACUGCUCCUCAACUCGCUGAAGGCUCAUGCUCUGGAGAACCUGGUUGCAAGUCCCCACUGCAAGCACACGUGGGCGAGCAUGGGGAGCACAUCUCCAUGCGUAUCAGCCAAGAAGAAGACGAAGCGCACUCCCCUUUGUCCUGUGACGGCUCCGAUCAUGGAGAUUCUGACGGCCCGUCUACUUCGCAUGAGCCUGUGAAAAAAGCCCAGGGGGUCACCACUGUUGUGGAGCAAGAUAAUGAACAUGACGUAUCCCAAAAAGCGAACAACCUGAUGGCAACUAAAAACAAGGCCACGGCGAAUCGAAAGAGGACUCCCUCUCCCGACGUAAUGCAGGCCCAAGGUCUCUUGAAAGAGAUAAUGGACGAAGGCAGUACUGAUUCCCUUAAGUCGGAAAUUCUGCUUUUAAGGAAAGAAAACAAACGACUGAGGAAGGAGUUGAGGAAACGGAGAAAUGCAGACGAUUACCUGGAGCGUGCUGAAAGGAUACUGAAGGCAGCCACACCUUUCCAGACCCUCUGCAUUGCCCAGGCAGAGGACAUCAGUUUUGAUGGAAAUGACGCCGUGAUGCUGGAUGAGCCAGGCACUGGUACAGAAAGCAGCCAAGCGGUCAGCAUCAACGAGGGUCUGGACCUGCUAGACGAGCCACAACCAGACGGACCACAUGACGAGCCACUGGAACAGGAGCCACAAGGCAUGCCACGGGAGCCAGAGGAGCUAGAAGACGUGAAACAAGAGCCUCCACAAGACUGUAGCUCACGAGAACCCUCCCCACUAGAACAUCUCCGAGGAGAACACUCCCCACAGCAUUACCCCCCAAAAAAGCAGCCUCCAAAGUGCCAGUUUCGACACAAGAAACGUGACAAAAUGGUUGUGGAACUUGCGGCGGGAUCUGAAAUUUUUCUCCCCAAAUUGAGUCUCGCAGCAGUGAAACGAUCCAAGACUGCCACCAGUAUGGCACGGGCGCUGUUGACCACCAUUUUUACGAAAGAGGCGCUCCUUACCUGCUCCAUGAGGGGACACGGUACACAUGGGCUCUUCAGAAAUCAAGAUUUCACCCGUCCGGCUCUCGACCAGAGAGGAGUCGACGCCAUUAUAGAGUUCACAAUGAAGAACAGCUCACCAAGCAUGGGUGCAGACCCAGUGAAGCUGAUUAAGAGCCUUGGCACUCGCUUGAGCGAGCUCAGGGCGCAAGCGCAGAAGCAAGGUCAUUGCACGCCUUUAGUCUCUCUCGCCUUGGGAAUCACCCAAAUCCAGAAGUAGGCCCCUCUAGGUCAAGCGAUAAGUUUUACAUACAUUUUUGUUUUUCUGGUCUAUUUGUUUUACGUCAAUACUGACGACUUCCGUUAUGUCGCCACCGAUACCCGUCAGUCAGAACGCCUCAGCAUAGUUCAAGCUAUGCUCAAUACUUGCAGUAAGUGGGCGCCAUUGAGAACAUUCCGUGGCUCUAGCUCAGCGACGGCCAAGCUGUGGCUCGUGAGCCACAUGUGGCUCUUUCUUGUGCUAAAGUGCGGCCCUUAUGAUAACAAUAUCAUUAUGACCAAAAACUGAGCUUGUUUAUGCAAGAAUGCCCUUGAGCAACAAGCAAAAGGACGUAAAGUUAUUGUAAUUAAAGCCGUGGUUUGGGUCUUCAUUGUGAAAAAAAAAAAUAAAAUCCACGAUCAGAAAGGUUCGCAAAUCAGAGAUACGUGACCUGGAUCUUAAAUUUCGAUAGCUUAUUUGCUGCCUUUCCAUAUGGCAAGUGGAGACAGCGUGGUAUUUAUGCUCAAUUUAGCCCGAAAUAUUCUGUCAAAGAUCGAGGUACUAAAGGAAAUGCUGAGCUACACAUGCAGUUGAAAGACCUGUGAAUUAUAUAUAGUGGCUUACCUUGGUCUCGUCUAUUUUUCUUUUCUGAUGAAAGCAGUUCGCAGGCACCAAUUAGUUUAGUGAAACUAGAGCACUGUAAAACCAUGCUGCUUUUAUUAAGGUAAGCUGUGUCAUAGCUUUUAUGAAGCUAUGGUGCAGCGUGUAUCUACAAUAUAAUUCAGAUACAUGUGGAGAGCGACAAUAGUCCUGCCAUAUGUGUCAGUGUUGUAAUCAUUCCAAUUGAACGGCUCUCUGAUAAUUUUGCUUGCAACUCCUCGGCAAUAUGAGUCUAGCCACCUCUACCAAAUGCGGAAGCACAGAGUGUUGCCAUCUUUUUGUUGUUGUCAUCACAUAGGUAGUAAAGUCACAUUAUGAGUAGACAACAGAGUGUACUACAUGGUGGCGGUUUGUAGUGUGUGUGUGCGUUGGGGGAAAGAGUGUCAUUUCCGGCUAAGGAACAGAAUUUCAGUUGUUUGUUGACUCCUUCUACGUCGCUGAUUCAAAUGAACAAUGUGUAAAUUGUUCAGCACCAACAAGGUGUGGGUUAAAAUCUAGCUUAAAGAACAAUGUUUUGUAAUACAUUAUUAAAACUAACAAUCAAAACAGCAUGCUAAAUUAUUCACAAUCGGAAAGCAAAUGUUGGGCAGUGGUGGUUUAUCUUUAAAGGGAUGUGGAACAAAAAUUUUGAUUUUACAAAAGAAGGCCGGAGCGAAAGGCAAGACGCUACAGACCCCAUAACGUCACUCAUGCAGCGAUAUUUCGAACAGAUGGCCAUAUUUUUGGAAAAGGAGGACGCGACUGAACGAAGCCGACGAGGCCGACAAGACGUGCCACGUCGCGAUUCUCGUUCGCUCUCUUCGCUUCGUCCCCUCAAGGAGGAGAAAAGCCAGGCCGUUUUCUCUCACUCUCAACUGCUCUGAGAGAAGGCUACGUGACAUUCUUUGCUCAGUCACGCAUUUCUUUUCUAACAAUGUUGGGGAAUGUCGCAAUACAAGUGGCGUUUUGCGGUUCGUAGCAUCUCGUUGAGCGCUUCCGCUGCCUUAUUUUCUGAAAUUCAAAUUUUGGUUCAGCAUUUUCUUAAAGUAGUGCAAGCCAGUAUGACCACUUUCUCAGCCAAUCAAGUAAAAGCUAUGUCAGCACGUAUUGUUUCCUUUCUCUGGUUUACCAGAGAAAAUGAUUCCUUGGUGUAGAAGCAGCGUUCUGAAAAUUUACUGCAAAUGAAACCAGCACACAUGGCAUGUGAAUUCGAUGCCUGUGCUCAACAAAAUUCUAAGCAAAUUUUGCAUGUGACCUCUCAU